AUGGCGAAGGUGGUCGGGGCUCCUGUGGAGAAGAACCUGUGGCAUGAAAUCUGCGCAGGUAGGAGUGCGAGGAGGACGCCCCUCCGGGGAAAUUCGCAGCCGGGCCACGGUUACACACUUAAACACCGCCGGAAUGCUUCACAGCAGCGUUUGUGAAGCGGGCAACGGAGCUGACGUUCCAGAAUUCGAAGCAACCAGCUCUCGCAUAUUAGAGGAUUCAAAAUUGGAUGCAGCAUCUGUGUCUACGGAAGUGUCUCAAUAUGACGCCAGCAAACAUUCCCCUGUCUUUUAUGGUCAGAUGGUAGCAAAGGUUUCAGUGGAUACUUCAUUGUUAGAGCACUUCAAUCCUGAAUAUUCUCAUCCAGCACUUUUAGGUCAUGCAGUUGUUAAGAAACCUCCUCCACCUUUAAGUCCACCCCCUCCUCCACCUGAAUCACCACCUGAUCAAAAAACAUGUUCUCCAAGACAAUAUUUGGAACACUACGUAUUCCCUGUGCUUCUCCCAGGCUUGUUUGAAACCCUUACACAAGCUAAAAAGGAGAAAUGCUUCGAGAGAAAAAGGACUAAGUUCAAUGCUUGCGACUUUCUGGCAGAAUGGUUGUACAACAACAAUCAAAGCAGGUCUGACAAGAAAUUCAUUGCCUUCUUUGAAAUUCCCUUUGUUAAAAAUUGGCUUCAGGAUCAAAACUGCAAUCACCCUGGCUUGAUCCAUACUGGGAACAUUCUGACUUUAAAUCCGAGUGUUAAUGGACGCAGAAGUAGAUCUAAUUUCAAAUACUACAUUUCUGAAGUUCAUAUGUCUAAUGUUCGCUGUGACUCAGAAAUACAAGAGCUACGUCAGUGGCAAAGAGAAUUGAGAGAAGAGAACAGAGGUUAUACCAAAAAGAUCAUUAAAUUUUGGGCUGAACAGGAAUCUAAAGUUGGACAGAAAAUGGACGAAGAGGAAGUUGAAGAGUCAAUGCCUACCCCUGUUGAAGUCCCUAUUAAAGCGCCCACACCAUAUGAGAUACUACUUAAAGUCAGAAAAGCUUGUAAUUAAAUGUCACAUGACUGUUCUUUUCUUAAAAUAGUUUUUUCAUUUCAAAUCAAACAGUUGAGAUCCGACACUACUAUAAUGGUACUUUAAUAGAAUUUUGAAAAUAAAACUUUUGCACAUAAAUUUGCUCAACACGUGACUUGUGUAUAUUCUCACACACACACACACACACACACACACAAAAUCAAGUAUUUGCACAGAUUGAUUGUCUUCAUUAGAUAUCCCUUAAAAUUUACUGUGUAUGCCCAAAGAUUUCAUGAUAUUGACUCGAAAAAAGACACCAGUUUUAAUAGACAUGUCAACAAUUGACCAGUCAUUUUAGUUUUAAAUAAAAUCUGCAGUUGUACCAUAGACAGGCACUGAGAUAAAUACCAGGCUUUGUAGCAUUAUUGUGAAAGAGCAAACUACAAUAAAAACUUGAUUUUUGUGAUCUAUAAAGCUGUAACAGUGAAAAUGUAUUUUUCACCAAGUUUAAAGUUACAGGCAAGUACACUAUACAAACUUAGAUUUACAUUAUACACAAAGAUGAUUUUGUAAUCAGAUGAAUCAAAAGGGAGUUUCACCUUGUAGCUACAAAGUUUUUGGCAUGUUGAUGUUUUACAAAAGUAGGUGGAUUAAUGUAGUAAUUGAGGAAGAAAUUUGGAGAAGCUUAAAAAAAAUCUACAUUUGAGCAAUCUUUUGUCCUGCCUUUCAACUACGAGUAUGGAAUUAACAAAACUCCUUGCAUACAAAGCAUACUAGUGUUUUAAUUAUUAAAACAUUCCUAUCUCACUUGCUUUCAGUAUACAGUACACAUGCACCACAGACUGAAUCUUCAUGGCAAAAGGAAAAUAUUACUGUUUAGUCAUAUAGAGAACAAACUACACUUGAAGCUGUAAAUUGCUAUAUCAAUUUACAUUAUGGCUUUUCUGUUGGAUAAUAUGGAAUGCCCAAAUAAAAAUACCAAUGUUCUUGUUCAAUUAACUCUUCUCCACUAACAACAUACGUUACUGAUGCUGCAGUAAAAUCU
This is a messenger RNA of Pristis pectinata (smalltooth sawfish), 2045 nucleotides long. RefSeq names its product IQ motif containing K (gene iqck). The record is from RefSeq and is a predicted model, not a curated record. Lineage: Eukaryota; Metazoa; Chordata; Chondrichthyes; Rhinopristiformes; Pristidae. The coding region runs from base 44 to 1039 and encodes 331 amino acids. Gene Ontology annotation, molecular function: protein binding. The transcript is spliced from 9 exons.